UUAUGUUUGGGCUUUUGAACUGCCGACGCUGCCGUCGCGUGGAGCGGGCUAUCGUCGGCGAAUUGACAUCGCGGACGUGGGCGACCAGAUCGAGCUGCGGGAAUGGCGGAGGGGCACAGGCUGUGGGGGCACCUGCCGCUGCUGGUCCAGUCGAGCUCUAAGGAGUCGGUGGAGUACAUACUGCAGGCGCUGUGGCGGACUCGGAAGACCGGUCUCGACGCCGCCGACCGCGCCAUCAUCCGCGACAUGCUCCAUCUGCCCUCCGACUCCGACCUGGACCCUCUUUUGGUAUGUCUUCGUAUGUUAAUUCGAAGGUGUGUCUAUGAAAACAUAUCAAAGGAUGAGAUACAGAAGUUGUUUCCACCAGAAGUCCUACCUGAAUUACAAAGAUUACUCACCCUGCUCCUGCAGAAGUUUCAACGAGAAUGGCACGAAGAUGUACUCAAAGAUCAGGUUUCUUUGCCUCGCCUGAAGGCAAUGACAUGUAAUGUGGUAAAUCAAAAUCAAGAUUCUGUGGAGCAUGUUGCUGUUAUGAAUCUGAAGAUAAAUUAUGCUAAUACUUUCGGAGUGGAUAUCUUGCAGCUCCAAGGUGAUACACAGUCUUCAUCAGGUGAAACACAGGUUAAAUUCCAAUUGGCAAGAGAUACCCUCGAGACGAUGUUGAAGUCUAUGUACUUCAUAAGAGAUCAAAUGUCCAGUGGGGAUGCUACCUCUAAUGGACCUGGGCAAGAACAGGGAGCAGCCGAAACAGCCUUAACAUAAAAUCUUGGGAUGCCUCGCCUAUGUAUUAUAGUUUUCUUUCUUUGCUCAACACUGACAUAAUAUUUUGUGUUCUUAUUCUUCUCAAUCCUGUGACUCUGGAAUUUUGAAGCUACUUAGCAACCCUUUUGUUUCCCAACUAAACUCAUCCAACUGUAUGUAUAUGUGUGUAGCAUGGGGGCAAAUACUGUCAAUUAGGUUUCAUUUUCAGAAUGUGUUUAGAUCAUUUUCAAUUUAUUCUAGAAGCAAAACAUCUUAUUCUUU
This is a messenger RNA of Musa acuminata AAA Group (dessert banana), 1023 nucleotides long. RefSeq lists its product as uncharacterized. The transcript is spliced from 5 exons. The record is from RefSeq and is a predicted model, not a curated record. Bases 103 to 762 code for a protein of 219 amino acids. Lineage: Eukaryota; Viridiplantae; Streptophyta; Magnoliopsida; Zingiberales; Musaceae.